Messenger RNA from Pipistrellus nathusii (Nathusius's pipistrelle), 3570 nucleotides. The record is from the annotation of a GenBank genome assembly. Lineage: Eukaryota; Metazoa; Chordata; Mammalia; Chiroptera; Vespertilionidae.
AUGCCACUGCCAUUCGGACUGAAACUAAAACGCACCCGGCGCUACACGGUGUCUAGCAAGAGCUGCCUGGUCGCCCGGAUCCAGCUGCUCAACAAUGAGUUUGUGGAGUUCACGCUGUCUGUGGAGAGCACAGGGCAGGAGAGCCUGGAGGCGGUGGCCCAGAGGCUGGAGCUGAGGGAGAUCACGUACUUCAGCCUCUGGUACUACAACAAGCAGAACCAGCGCCGGUGGGUGGAUCUGGAGAAGCCUCUGAAGAAGCAGCUGGAUAAAUACGCCUUGGAGCCCACCGUCUCCUUAGGGGUGGUGUUCUAUGUGCCCUCCGUGUGCCAGCUGCAGCAGGAGGUCACCAGGUAUCAGUAUUAUCUGCAGCUGAAGAAAGAUAUCUUGGAAGGAAACAUUCCGUGUACAUUAGAGCAAGCAAUUCAACUGGCAGGCUUGGCUGUUCAAGCUGAUUUCGGUGACUUUGAUCAGUAUGAAUCCCAGGACUUCCUUCAGAAAUUUGCCUUAUUUCCUGUGGGGUGGUUGCAAGAUGAAAAGGUAUUGGAAGAAGCAACCCAAAAGGUGGCCUUACUGCAUCAGAAAUACAGAGGGCUCGCAGCUCCGGAGGCGGAAAUGCUGUACAUGCAGGAGGUGGAGAGGAUGGAAGGCUACGGGGAAGAGAGCUACCCUGCGAAGGACAGCCAAGGCAGCGACAUCUCCAUCGGAGCUUGCCUGGAGGGCAUCGUUGUGAAGCACAAGAACGGAAGGCCUCCCGUGAUAUUUCGGUGGCACGACAUUGCUAACAUGUCCCACAAUAAGUCCUUCUUUGCCUUAGAGCUGGCCAGUAAAGAGGAGACCAUCCAGUUUCAGACGGAAGACAUGGAAACAGCAAAAUACAUGUGGAGACUCUGUGUGGCGAGGCACAAAUUUUACAGACUCAAUCAGUGCAGUCUGCAAACACCGACCGUCACCGUGAACCUCAUUAGGAGGAGGUCGUCUUCAAGGAUGUCUCUGCCUAAGCCUCAGCCCUAUGUGAUGCCCGCCCCACCCCCGCUGCAUUACAAUGGACAUUACACAGAACCCUACACUUCUUCUCAAGAUAACCUCUUUGUCACCAACCAGAAUGGAUACUACUGUCACUCUCAGACCAGCCUGGAUCGAGCCCAGAUCGACCUCAACGGUCGCAUCCGGAACGGCAGCGUCUACAGCGCCCACAGCACCAGCUCCUUGAACAACCCCCAGGCCUACCCGCAGCCCUCACCCAUGUCCUCCAACCCCAGCAUCACCGGGAGCGACGUCAUGCGGCCCGACUACAUCCCGUCCCACCGGCACAGCGCGCUGAUCCCCCCGUCCUACCGGCCGACCCCCGACUACGACACGGUGAUGAAGCAGCUCAACCGGGGGAUGGCUCCCGCCGAGCGGCAGAGCCACUCGCUGCGAAACCUCAACAUCGGCCACUCGUUCGCCUACAGCCGGCCCGACGCCGCGCUGGUCUACAGCCAGCCCGAGAUCCGGGAGCACGCCCCCUUCCCGUCCCCCCAGUCCGCCCACUACCCGUUCAGCCUCAACUACAGCUUCCACAGCCAGUGCCCCCACCCCUACGCCGCCGAGCGGAGGCCCGUGGUGGGCGCCGUCAGCGUGCCCGAGCUGACCAACGUGCAGCUGCAGGCCCAGGACUACCCGGCCCCCAACAUCAUGAGGACCCAGGUGUACCGCCCGCCCCCGCCCUACCCGCACCCGCACCCGCGGCCCGCCAACAGCACCCCGGACCUGUCCCGCCACCUGUACAUCAGCAGCAGCAACCCCGACCUCAUCACCCGGCGCGUGCACCACUCGGUGCAGACCUUCCAGGAGGACAGCCUGCCCGUGGCCCACUCCCUGCAGGAGGUCAGCGAGCCCCUCACCUCGGCCCGGCACGCGCACCUGCAGAAGAGGAACAGCAUCGAGCUGGCGGGGCUGACCCACGGCUUCGAGGGCAUGAGGCUCAAGGACAGGACCAUGUCGGCCUCGGCCGCGGACGUGGCCCCGCGGGCCAGCUCCGCGGGGGGCUCCCAGCCCAAUGUCUUUCCGGACCGGACAAGACGGGGAGAGGCGGCCGAGCAGGAAGGCCUGAGAUAUGGUCACAACAAGUCCCUGUCCGAGGCCACCAUGCUGAUACACAGCAGUGCGGAGGAGGAGGAGGAGGACGAGGAGGAGGAGGAGCUGGAGGAGGACGGCAGGGCACGGGCUGUGCUCGCCCCACGCACACGGGAGCCCCGGGGCAGUCACUCCCAGGAGCCGCCGCCUGCAGGCUGCUCCUGCACCGCGGCCUCCCCGGGCGUGGGCCCUCUGCACAUCCACGAGCCCAAGGCCCACGUCCCCGAGGCCGAGAGGAGGGGGAGGGAGGGCAGCCCCGUGCACAUGCCGGCGGAGGCCCGGCGGUCCCGGAGGGAAGGGCUGCUGACGCCCUCCAUGUCCGAGUCUGACCUCACCACGUCGGGGAGGUACCGGGCCAGGAGGGAUUCUCUGAAGAAGAGGCCGGUGUCCGACCUCCUCUCGGGAAAGAAGAACAUCGUGGAAGGGCUUCCACCGCUGGGGGGAAUGAAAAAGAGCCGAGUAGAUACCAAAAAAAUGGGUCCUCUCAAGCUGGCUGCCCUGAACGGACUCUCGCUGUCUCGCCUGCCUCUGCCCGACGAGGGGAAGGACAUGUCAGCCAGAGCCACCAAUGACGAGAGGUGUAAAAUUCUGGAACAGCGGUUGGAGCAGGGAAUGGUGUUCACAGAAUAUGAAAGAAUCCUCAAAAAACGGCUCAUCGACGGGGAGUGCUCAACGGCCCGACUCCCCGAAAAUGCAGAAAGAAACCGAUUCCAGGACGUGCUUCCCUACGACGACGCCAGAGUGGAGUUGGUCCCAACCAAAGAGAACAACACCGGGUACAUCAACGCGUCCCACAUUAAGGUCUCUGUCAGUGGAAUCGAAUGGGACUACAUUGCCACGCAGGGCCCGCUGCAGAACACCUGCCAGGACUUCUGGCAGAUGGUGUGGGAACAGGGAAUUGCCAUCAUAGCGAUGGUGACAGCGGAAGAGGAGGGCGGAAGGGAGAAGAGCUUCAGGUACUGGCCGCGCCUUGGUUCCCGGCACAACACCGUCACCUACGGGAGGUUCAAGAUCACCACCCGGUUCCGCACGGACUCGGGCUGCUACGCCACCACCGGCCUGAAGAUGAAGCACCUGCUCACAGGGCAGGAGAGGACCGUCUGGCACCUGCAGUACACGGACUGGCCGGAGCAUGGCUGCCCCGAGGACCUCAAGGGGUUUCUGUCAUACCUGGAGGAGAUCCAGUCUGUGCGACGCCACACAAACAGCACGAGUGAACCCAAAGGCCCCAACCCCCCGCUGCUGGUCCACUGCAGCGCGGGCGUGGGGAGGACCGGCGUCGUCAUCUUAUCCGAGAUCAUGAUCGCCUGCCUGGAGCACAAUGAGGUGCUCGACAUCCCCCGGGUGCUGGACAAGCUGAGGCAGCAGAGAAUGAUGCUGGUGCAGACCCUGGUCCAGUACACGUUCGUGUACAGAGUGCUCAUCCAGUUCCUGAAGAGUUCCAGGCUCAUCUAA